AUGCAGCUCCCAUCUUUCAACAUCUUCGGCUGGGGGCAAGCCUCCAGCCUCCUUCCGAUGUUCACUCAGCAACCAGCGCAAUCCACAAAACCUAGCAAGGAUGUUCAAAGCUUAAUGAACAUUGGUCGUGUCCGGGCAGAGAUCGAGCUUCUUGUGGAUGUCAUUUUCUACAAGCAUGAGACAGAACAGAUCAUAGGGAUGCAACCUACCAUCACAGUAGGUGAGAGGAAUGAGCGGACCGUCGCCAACCUCCCCUACCCGUCUGCCGCUGACUUCCAACAUGUCCGUGCUCCACACGUGAUCGCCUUGACUCAUACUGUUCCUAGUUCGUGA
Molecule: messenger RNA, 333 nt
Organism: Prunus armeniaca (apricot)
Lineage: Eukaryota; Viridiplantae; Streptophyta; Magnoliopsida; Rosales; Rosaceae
Source: the annotation of a GenBank genome assembly